AGUUCGAAAUACGUCACGAAGAAAUUCUCUCGAAGUCUUCGCCAUCAGACACGUUUUGACCUUCGUAUAGAAACAUUCAUACGUUCGUGGUUGAUCGACGAGCGUAUCUCGUAUCCAUUAAUUCCGGUGUAUAGAUCAGUUUCUUUGUUUAAUACCUUGCUUUUUUAUUCUUUCGUUAACUUUUUUUCUUUUUUUUUCUUUUUUAUUUUGCUGUGUGUGCGUGCGUGUGCGUGCGUGUGUAUAUGUGCGAAGGUGCACGCGCGUUUCUCUUUGUCCUAUCAUUAGAAACGUUUUUUAUUUUUAACGCAAUUGAUAAAUCUCAGUAACAUGCUGCCUUAUCAUCAUUCUCAUCAUUACUAUUAUCAUCCUCAUCUUCAAACUCUUCCUCAUUCUCAUUCUCAUUUCUAUCAUCCUCGUCGUCAUCAUCAACAACAUCAUCGUUGUAUGAAUAAUAAAAAUAAUAAUAGUAAGAAUAAUAAUAAUACUAAAAAUAAUAAUAAUAACAAAGUCAAUAACGAUCAUCACAUUCAAUCGAAUUAUCAAAGUCAACCAUCAAACUGUAUGCUAUACGAAAAUCCAAAUGAAGUAUUUUCAGCAACAAAUCAAAUCAAUUCUUCAAUUUGGAGAACCGAUCAACAUCAAUUACCUGGAUCUUAUAGGUUCGUAGAUGUAAUUAAUUAUAAGUCCGAUUGUCUACACGAAUAUAAAAUGGAAAAUGUUAAUCAGCAAAAACAACAACAACAACAACAACAACAACAAGAGCAACAGCAGCAACAAGAAAAACAAUAUAAUUAUAAAGAGAUUAAUCAUGAUCUAGCAUCGAUGAAAGAUUUUGUUGGCGAAAAUGUAAAAAAAAAAAACGAAAAGACAAUUAAUAUCGAGAAUUCGACGAAUGUCAAUACUUCCUCGACGAAGAAAGUUCGUAAAAUGAAUAUCUACGAAAAAAUGCAAAAUCAAAGAAUAAUAGCGAAUGUUAGAGAACGAAAAAGAACUCAAACUAUGAACAAAGGAUUUGCCGCUCUUAGAAAGGUCAUUCCUACAUUACCAAGCGACAAGCUAACCAGAAUUCAAAUCAUAAAACUUGCUACGCGAUAUAUAGAUUUUUUGUAUCAAGUUCUGCAUCGUAAUAUGAGAUAUAACGAGGAGGAAGAUGAAGAGAAUAAUCCAAAAAACGCAAUAAUAACAGCAAGAGAUAGAACAUCGUCCUCGUAUAGUCACACGACAUAUGAAAAAUUGGCUUACGAGUUUAGCGUUUGGCGUAUGGAAAAUGAUUUAAACAUAAAUACAUGAAUAAAAGUUUAAUGCAGAAGAACGUACGAAAAUAAUAAUGAAUUUGUUACUAUGGUCAGUGUUUAUAUAUUAUAUAAAUAUUGUAUAAAUAGGAUGAUUCAAACAUUGAAACUGACCACAAGAUAUAUCGAUUUAUUAUUUCAAGCUUUGCAUUGUAAUAUAGAAAGCACCUAGGAGAAAAAUAAUUUAAAAACAUUUGUCCAUGCGUAAAUGAUACGUGAAAUUAAAUUAACUUCGAUACUGGAUUCGAAAAAAUAAAGGAUCGAGGAGAGAAUAAUAAUAAGAAUCGAAAAUGGAUAAUACAAAAUCAAAAUGCUGGAUCUUACUUACCGAUCGAUGGAUAUAAUUGAAUAUAAUAUAUAAUAAAUAAUCGAUAAGCUGCAGAAAUACAAAAUGGAGAGUAUUAAUCAGCGUAACAAUAGUAAGAGCAACAGCAACAAAAACGACAACAACAAUUGCAUAAUUGUAAACAGACUGAUCAAAAUCCAGUAUCGUCGAUCAAAAAUUCUACUAGUCUAUAUCUACUAGUCUAUAUCAGAGAGUUCUAUAUUGGCAACUGUAAUGCAGAUAAUUGCAUAUCUGCAACUUGCAGAAAAAGUUUUUCGAGAGAUGAAUAUUA
Vespula pensylvanica (western yellowjacket) is the source of this 1909-nucleotide messenger RNA. RefSeq lists its product as uncharacterized. Bases 328 to 1290 code for a protein of 320 amino acids. The transcript is spliced from 5 exons. Gene Ontology annotation, biological process: regulation of transcription by RNA polymerase II; developmental process. Lineage: Eukaryota; Metazoa; Arthropoda; Insecta; Hymenoptera; Vespidae. Gene Ontology annotation, molecular function: DNA-binding transcription factor activity, RNA polymerase II-specific; protein dimerization activity; RNA polymerase II transcription regulatory region sequence-specific DNA binding. The record is from RefSeq and is a predicted model, not a curated record.